AUGAAGAUCUUCUGCCUGGCUGUGUCAGAAGUCAGAGAUAAACUACAGGACGUUCUGGGGGACAAGUGGACAAACGUCUCACUGGCAGUGACUGAAGUGGACGAUUUACUGUCUCCUUCACAAGCAGAGCCCGAGACCAGAGCUGGAUUCUUAAGGUAUUCAUGUGACAUCACUCUGGAUCCAAACACAGUAAACACACGUCUGUUAUUAUCUGAGGGGAACAGAAAAGCAACAUUUAUGAGAGAAGGUCAGUCUUAUUCUAGUCACUCAGACAGGUUCACUGCAAGGUGUCAGGUCCUGAGUAGAGAGAGUCUGACUGGACGUUGUUACUGGGAGGUGGAGUGGAGAGGAAGAGGAGGAGUUUAUGUAGGCGUCUCAUACAAGAAUAUCAUCAGAACAGGGAGCAUGGAUGAAUGUGUGUUUGGAUACAAUAAUAAAUCUUGGGCGUUACAUUGUCUCAACAGUUUUACAUUUCGUCACAACAAUGUCCAAACUCCCGUCUCUGGUCCUCAGUCCUCCAGAUUAGGAGUGUACCUGGAUCACAGAGCAGGUAUUCUGUCCUUCUACAGCGUCUCUGACACCAUGACUCUCCUCCACAGAGUCCAGACCACAUUCACUCAGCCUCUCUAUGCUGGACUUAGGUUGAAUUCUUUGGGAGCCACUGCUGAGUUCAGUAAACUCAAAUAGACAGAAGUGAGUUCAGGGACAUCUGGUUAAAGUCUGUGUUUUAAGUCUUAAACUUAUUUUGUUUCCAUCAUCGUCUCUGAGCAGACUUUUCUUCACCUGUCAAUUGUUAAAGAAUAUAUAUUCUAGCUUAGCACAGCCUAGUAUUGUUUGCCUAAAUAUUAUGUGUAAGAUGGAAAAACACUGAAUAAGAGUUGAAUACUUCGGCAGGGCAAUCUGGCGUCUGAGCUGAUCUAAAGAAAGAUAACAGUGAGACCCCCUCCUCCGCAUCCACACAUUCGGAGGGGAUCACAUACAAAGAGCUCUCUAUACUCUCAGAGAUAACGAAGGGUCCAGAUGUGGCCAUUAUUCUCCUUUUAGACACUCGAGGCCAGCCACUGACCUCGGACCUGACACACACACACAUGUCCUUCCUAUGACCCAACACACACACACCAUGGGAACAGGCCUUUCUCCCCCCCCCUUAUGUUUGGACAGCCUUCGGAGAAGACCCAGACCCCAUUCCCCAAACAAGGCGCCUUCCUGUCUUCCCCCACCUUUUCACAACAUGUGCACUCAUUGGCAGACGAGAAGAACCAAUGAAGGGACGGCAGAGGCGGAGCUGGCAACAAGAACCAAUGA
This is a messenger RNA of Pseudoliparis swirei, 1305 nucleotides long. RefSeq names its product tripartite motif-containing protein 16-like. Gene Ontology annotation, molecular function: protein binding. The transcript has 2 exons. Lineage: Eukaryota; Metazoa; Chordata; Actinopteri; Perciformes; Liparidae. The record is from RefSeq and is a predicted model, not a curated record. Bases 1 to 687 code for a protein of 228 amino acids.